AGCACUCUUUCCAGUUCCGUACCCAUGUGUGAUUCCGGCCUGAGGCCUCAAGUUUGGUGGGUGCCUUGGGCUUAACGGGGAAAGAGAGAGGCACUGAGGUACCUACGUAAGGUACCUACUUCGUGUCUAGGGUACCUUACUUUCUACCCUGUAGUCUUGGGAGAGUGAGGCAAAGAGGGAAGGGAAGAAGACAUGGUCCAGGUACGGAAUUCAUGUACCGGUACAGGAUUUGCAUGUAUCCCGAAGGCCCAUCUCAAGCGGCCGUUUCCUGUUCCUGACUCGCUGAGAACCCAUGUCUUUCCAUGUCUUCCAAAAGGGCUCCAUAUGUGUCUGUCCUUGUGCUUGAUCCCGCUUUUCUUUGCGAUGGGCUUCCAGUAACAGAUGCUCACUGUUGUUGUCGCCGACUUCUCGAAAGUCGGUUUCUGCGAUCAGACGCCAGGGAGCUUGUCCUGGGUACCUUGAGCUAUCCAUCAGUCUGCUGCUCUAGCUUCUCUGCUUGGGGCUUGGGGCCAUUGGACAUGCCACCCCGGAUCACAAGUCGAGUCUGCGGCGACGUCUGAGGCUACCAGUAUCCGUACCUAGACUCACUACCUUACCUUACCUUACGGUCGACCAUCAACACACACCCACCCUCGAGAGAGAUUCCCCAUUUACACCUCUGACCUCACCUCUUAAUCCGCGUCGAUCACCGCGGGGCUAGUUCUUCUCAAUCUUCGAACCGUUUACCUCGCCCUUCCUCCGUACCACACUGGCAUCCAUCCGUACCUUACCUUACCUUCCUCCCCUUGGCUCACCAAACUCGCUCUCUCCUCUCCGUCUCGGUAGACGGUCAUCCCCCCCAGUUCUUCUUCACCGUUCCCGAUUCCCAACCCGUGCAAAGGAAGACGACGAAAAAAAAAAAAGACUUUGCCGGCUUGGUCACUUUCUCCCAAACCUAACCCCCUUCUUCGAUCAAACAAACUUGGUCCAGUCUUCAUCACUCCCACCAAAGACGCGCCCUACUUUCCUCCACCAGACCAGACCAUCUAUCCGUUGUCUUCCCCGUCGUUCAUGCGGCUGCGAACCGCCGAGCCGGCUCAGAAAAACGCAUUCUCAUAAAGUACGUAUUCUUUCCAGAGCGCACAUCCCAUUCCAUCUGAAUCCCGAAGCCCCUCUUUGCUUGGUCUGGUACUUGCCGUUGUCCCACACCCCAAAAGCUCGGUCUCCUUCAAUGUCAUCGAGAUCCGUCCUCCAUAUUGCAGCCACCAACUUGGUAUAUCCACGCCAUGCGUGCCACACGCCUUCCUCUUCUGCAAUUACUUAUCAUCAACGCCCCAAGCAGACGUAGAACUCGCCCAGCAAACGAAUACUUCGGAAUUACUUCAACAACAUCGCUCUUGGAUCGAUCUGCGCAGUAUCGAAGCCGACGAGAAAACGAUCAUUGCCGACCGACACUCAGUAUUCGAUACAGGCGCCGCCUGUCGCUGCCCAUCCGCCGCGACUUGAUUGAGAAGAAAGCCUUCGAUGAUUAUUGGUUGACCGCCACGCAAAAGGAAGUGUUUCGACUUCGAGCGACGGAAAUCGAGACGUAGCGAAUCGAAUCGACGACUGAAUGAAAGAGUUUGGGUUUAGAGAGGGAUUUGAACGAAAAGCGGCAAACAGUGAAAGCCAAUUCUUUGGAGAUCACUUUCGACGUAGAAGAAGUUCGCAAACCAUCGCACUGCCGUCCCGUAACAACAGCACUUUCGAGUUGACGUAACUUGAUAUACGCCACUCAGAUAAACCAUGGCGCAAGGACUGGAUGGAAUCUUUGCAGAGCUAGGCAUCUCGCAGUACCUAGACAUCUUUCUCGAGCAAGGAUUCGAUACGUGGGAGACGAUUUUGGACAUUACUGAGUCUGACCUCGACGCACUUGGAGUCAAGUUAGGACACCGACGUAAAUUGCAGAGACGCAUCGCCAACUCUCGUGGUCUUGCCCCGGAUGCAUCACUAGUUUCGCCCGCAAGAGCAAACGCAGAAGAGCCAAAGCCCGAGACACAACGACCUGAUCAACCCCGCCUCGAGGUCAAGGAGGGACCCGUCGCUACGAAACGAAAGUAUAGGCGUCACCCCAAGCCUGAUGAAAAUGCCCCCGAGAGACCUCCUUCGGCCUAUGUCCUUUUUUCAAACAAGAUGCGUGAUGACCUCAAAGGUCGGAACUUGACAUUUACCGAGAUAGCCAAGCUUGUGGGAGAGCACUGGCAAAACUUAACUCCCGGCGAGAAGGAGCCAUACGAAACUUCCGCAUUGAAAGCCAAGGAGAAAUACAACCACGACUUGGCUGAGUAUAAGAAGACAACAGAGUAUAGGAAAUACAACCUGUACUUACAAGAUUUCAAGGCACGGCAAGCCUCCGCAAAUCAAGGUGCGUGGAGGUUUGUCGCCUCGAGUGGCCGCCAAGCUGACCCUGAUCCAGCAAAAGAGUCGUCGAAACGUCAGAAGCUUGAUUCGGGGGUUCGUCUGCAAAACGGAGGAAGCGCAAGUGCCACACCUGGAAGCCUCAGUAGCACAGGGAGUGGAACAGAGAGUCACCAGGGAAGCGAACCUCCUCCUAAUCGCAAACAGCGUGUGGGUUCCGUGGUGUCGGUAUCUGAAUCGCAAUAUUCGACGGCCGUGCCGACCCCAAUUUCCCACCAUCAUCAUCCCAACGAUGAUUCGGUACACUCCCCUGCCAGUGUACAAUUCGAUCGCGAGAGCUUGCACUCCACAAGUCCCCGUACCUCACAGACUCGGAACCACCGCCCAGCAUGGACGGAAGCCCCAGCCAAACCAGAGCCAGUCACACUUCCGCAUCUUCCUUCCCUCUCGGAUGUGUUCAACAAUGGACGAGGAUUGAACGGGGUUUCGAGGUCUCCUGAGGCAAAUGGCUUUGGGGGCUUCGCGCCUCCGACACACCCUGGUCCCUCCGCACCGCCAGCAUUGAAGCAUGAAUAUUCUUCCGCGGGAAGCAUCUCAUCCUCUGGAUCUGGACUGUCGUAUCCCCGAACACCUAGUGAAUCUUCGCUACCGAUUCACGCCUUAUUGUCGAACAAGACCUUGCCGGGUCCUCCUUUCGAGUUGCAACCAUCACCGUUCUCGACGGUGCCGCCUUCUGGAUCACAGCCGCUCCAGGAUUCAAAGUUGCCCUAUGCGGGGCAGCCUCAAGCUCCGAUGGGAGCGACGAAUGGUACUCACGGUCAAACCAAGCAAGGCUUUCCGCAGAGGCUAAUGAGGUUACAAGGUUACCAAUCACCACCUGCCUUAUUGAGAUACCAGUCCACCUCGUCAACGGGGACUGAUGGAUCGAACGUGUCGCAAGCAUCAUCGGGUGCUUCUUCUGCAACGUCGCUCGGUAUUCAGGAGAGGAGCGAUCCGAAGCUCGACGGCAUGAGCGCGUUGGUGCGGGCGGGUGAGAUCGUGAACCGUCGGAUCCAAUAAGAGGAUGCGAGUUUUGACGUAUGGUCGGCAACGAUCGUUCUCCUUCCACUCUAUGGAUUUGCAAACUGUUGACGUCGGUCUCGAGUACAAUUCUCGUGCGUUUGAUCGUUGUUUUAUUCGGUUGUUUGUUUCGUCGUCGUUGAUGGCAUCAGCGUUUCGCUCAAGUCCAGCCCGGUUGGCUGAGGUCGGUCUGUUUGAUUACUUGAAUACCCUCAUGGAUUGGCAUCUUUUGGAAAUCUUGUUCGAGGUGGCGCAACUGGGUAGUCAUGGCGUUUUUUUUGUCCCGUUGGACGUGGCAUUUGUUUGUCGUCCAAAUGGCGUUGUAAGCUGCGUCGCAUGGCCAGACGAUGGGUAACUUUUGGAUAUAGGGUGUUGAUGGAUACUGCAUGAUACAAAAGCUCUCUGGUCGCUCGAGGAACCAAAAAACUAUAUAAACUGUAUGAACAACGGCAUGCAGUCUCAAUUGAACAAAUUUAUUACGAUGAGUUUAUGGAUAAAUGAAGAGAGAAAUCGGAAUGUAGGGGUUCAAGAGGGAAAACAUAGCAGAGCAAGGUCGGGAGGUUAUGACGUCAACCAAAAUAGGACCCUUCCUCCGCGGUCCUGCCUCGCGUUUCUGACGGGAUCAUCACGGGCGUUACCCUUUCCUGAGGGGAAGAUGGUCAGGAACAAGCCAAUACUUUUCUGCCGAACGGCCGUUGGCACUAAGGUACUGCGUAGGGUAAGGUAGGCAAAAUGAAGGGUCUUGCUCCAAUCUGAGGGCGCCUGCAUGGUUGAGCACCGUCAUGUUGACCACUCAUUGGCGGUGUUGGCACAAAGUACCCUGAGCGCACCGGCCAACGUCAUAAUUCUGUCAGGAUUUCGGGGUCCUGGCCUGAUUUUCGAUUUUUC
This is a messenger RNA of Colletotrichum scovillei, 4323 nucleotides long. Its product is annotated as HMG box protein. Bases 1765 to 3435 code for a protein of 556 amino acids. The record is from RefSeq and is a predicted model, not a curated record. Gene Ontology annotation, cellular component: nucleus. Lineage: Eukaryota; Fungi; Ascomycota; Sordariomycetes; Glomerellales; Glomerellaceae. Gene Ontology annotation, molecular function: protein binding. The transcript is spliced from 5 exons. Gene Ontology annotation, biological process: regulation of gene expression.